Cryptococcus wingfieldii CBS 7118 is the source of this 1245-nucleotide messenger RNA. RefSeq lists its product as hypothetical. The transcript has 8 exons. The record is from RefSeq and is a predicted model, not a curated record. Lineage: Eukaryota; Fungi; Basidiomycota; Tremellomycetes; Tremellales; Cryptococcaceae. The coding region runs from base 1 to 1245 and encodes 414 amino acids. Gene Ontology annotation, cellular component: membrane; GPI-anchor transamidase complex. Gene Ontology annotation, biological process: attachment of GPI anchor to protein; protein localization to cell surface.
AUGCCCCCCGCCGUCCUCGCCGCCGCCGCCCUCCUCCGCCUCGCAGCCUUUGCCCUCCCCAGCCUGCCCGCCCUCCUACAACCGAGGCCCGAGAUAUCCACCCCGCUCGUCUCCUUUCGCAGCUUAAAAGAAGGCGUCUUUCUCUACAGCCAUGGCACCAACCCAUACAUAGGCGGCACCCUCUAUCAUGCAAGCAUAUUCACCCAUGUCGUCCCUAUAGCAUCACCCCUGGCUACGGCUGCUCUAUGGACACUCGUCGACCUCUGGAGCUCCGGGCGCCUCUUGCGAAUAGCAGGGGCAAGACGUGGCAGUAGUGCUUCACGAAAUGCACUCGUGGCUGCAUUAUAUCUCUUCAACCCAUACACUCUGGCCACGUGCUUGGCAAGGUCGACAGCAAGCAUAGACAGCGCGAUCCUGCUCACCGCAAUCUCGGCCGCAAUUGACGGCAACAUUUCCGUGGCGUUGUUCAUCCUUACCAUUGCAUCAGCAGCCUGCGUCUACCCGGUGCUGCUAUUCCCGCCCAUCAUCAUGCUUCUCUGGAAACACAACACAGUCUCUGGUACGCGACUGGCAAUCCAAUCUGUAGCAACGGUGGCCACCAGCGCGUCCGCUGUGUCCAUUCUCGGUCAUUCCAUGGUCAGAUGGAGCUGGGUUCCGCAUACCCUAGGACUCGUAGUCUCUGUUGCUGAUCUUACUCCAAACGUUGGGAUGUGGUGGUAUUUCUUUACAGAGAUGUUUGACCACUUUCAUACUUUUUUCCUUGGCGUUUUCCAGGCAAGUCUCAUCUAUGUGGCACCCAUCUGCUUGAGAUUGUCUGACGAUCCCCUGUUUGCACUAUUGCUCUUGGUCGGCAUCAUCAGCACAUGGAAGAGCUACCCGUCUUUGGGCGACAUGGCACUCUGGGCCGGCCUUCUGGGGUGUUUCCCCGACAUUGUUUCGAACUUGCGACACCCACUCUUCACCCUCACUGUCCACCUCUACACGGCCAUUCUACUGCCCCUGCUCCAUUCGCUAUGGCUGCUCACCGGUACAGGCAACGCCAAUUUUUUCUAUGCUGCCACAAUGGUGUAUGGGCUCAAUGCCAGUCUGGCGAUUGUCGAUGUUCUGGGAGCGGGGAUGCGGCAUAGAGUCAAGACGUCGGUGGACAAGUGGGCAGCGGAGCAACAGUCGAUAGAUGGAGGUGCUGCGGAUACCAAGACAGAUUGGGAUAGCAGAGGGUGGCACGCUGUUCAAUUUUCUGCAUAG